Oryctolagus cuniculus (rabbit) is the source of this 559-nucleotide messenger RNA. NCBI's taxonomy places the organism in Eukaryota, Metazoa, Chordata, Mammalia, Lagomorpha, Leporidae. The record is from RefSeq and is a predicted model, not a curated record.
AAGAGCCAGGGCCUGGCUGGACUCUGCUCCCCGUAUAUAAGGGAGCCUGCGGGCUGAGCACCACCACACCCAGUGCUCAGCACCUCCAGCCCCUGUGCAGCAGCCCAGCCCCGGCCUCACCAUGUCUCUGACCAAGAGCGAGAGGACCAUCAUCAUGUCCCUCUGGGACAAGGUCUCCUCCCAGUCUGAGGCCAUCGGCACUGAGGCCCUGGAGAGGCUCUUCCUCAGCUUCCCGCAGACCAAGACCUACUUCCCGCACUUCGACCUGCACGCGGGCUCCGCGCAGCUGCGCACUCACGGCGCCAAGGUGGCGGCCGCGCUGGACGACGCAGUCAAGAACAUGGACAACUUGGAUAGCGCGCUGUCCCCACUAAGAGACCUGCUCGCCUACAAGCUGCGCAUUGACCCGGUCAACUUCAGGCUCCUGUCCCACUGCCUGCAGGUCACCCUGGCCAGGACCCUGCCCAGAGACUUCACCGCCGAGGCCCAAGCUGCCUGGGACAAGUUCCUGGGCCGAAUGUCUGACGUCGAGACCGCUAAGUAGUCCUGAGCGUGGCUC